Ostrea edulis (European flat oyster) is the source of this 2804-nucleotide messenger RNA. RefSeq lists its product as uncharacterized. NCBI's taxonomy places the organism in Eukaryota, Metazoa, Mollusca, Bivalvia, Ostreida, Ostreidae. The transcript has 2 exons. The record is from RefSeq and is a predicted model, not a curated record. Bases 113 to 2074 code for a protein of 653 amino acids.
AGAACAUUAUCAACAGGAAACAAGUCUCUGCAUAUCCACAAUUUCCCCUGCACUAAUCAAAACGUGCUUAGUGAUCGCAUGUGUUUUGUGAAGUCUUCUUGUUCCUACGAAUAUGGCACUUUCGACAAUUGUACGGAAAAUCAAACGAUGUUGGGUAAAGCACAAAAGACGCUUAAAAUUCAUAAUAGUCUUUCUCACUUCAUUAUGGAUGUUGUCAUGGAUACACAGGACCUUUAACGAAGAGGUGGACUAUAUCUUCAUUAAUGAAAACACAGACAAGAAAUGCGAAAUACCAAACUUGAAUACACACGAGAAAUCCAUUGCAAAAUUUUUAUAUCAUCUCAAGCCAAUUCAGUGUGAGAAAUCGUCAGAUUUUGUAUUUAUUGAUUCUAUUGGAUUCCUGAGAGUAAACGACACCGCUGUAUUUAAGUCUGGACAUAAAAACGUGUCAUGUACCUACUCCAUAGUAAAACGUUCUGGUGAUUACGACAUCGAAAUGGAAGCGGAAGUGCAUUUUUCAAACUCCGUGUAUGUUAAUGCUGAUUUUUUUCUUGUGAAGUGUAAGAAUAAGAGGAAAACUGUAGUAUAUAAAAAAUUACACCAUACCAUUGAUUACAAAUCCCGAAUGCAACAAUCACAAUUUCUUAAUGAAUCGAAGGAGCAUUUAAAUGUGUACGUAUUUGGGCUAGAUUCUUUGUCUAGAUUAGCUGCUGAAAGAACCAUUCCGUUAACACUUCGCUACCUGGAGCAAAAUCUGGGAGGAUAUAUCAUGAAAGGGUAUACGAAAGUCGGAGUAAACACAUUUCCGAAUUUGAUUAGUUUUCUAACAGGUAAAGUAUCUUAUUCAAACGAGUUACCCCCGUAUACAGAGAUUUUAGACCCGUAUCCGUUCAUUUGGAAAAAUUUUAGUAACUGUGGUUACGCCUCUCUCUUUGCUGAAGAUCUACCAGGAAUGGGGACAUUUACAUACUGGAAAGGCUUUAAGGAACAACCCUGUUUACACUACAUGAGACCUUUCUAUCUGGCAAUGGAUAAAUUAGGUCUGCCGAAUACUAACCAAGACCUUCUUACAUUAGAAAACUACAAUAUACACCUUUGGUACAGAUCCGCUUUGUGUGUUGGAAACACACCUAAACAUAAAAUGUUAAUGAAUUAUUACAAACAAUUUAUAGAAAUGUACGGUAAUAAAAGAAAGUUUGCUUUGAGCUGGCUAAAUGAACUUACUCAUGAAUUCGACAAUCUUGUACAGUUAGCCGACAGAGAUAUCAUGUUGUUUUUCGAAUGGUUGAAAGAAACGGGGAGGUUAACUAAUUCUAUAUUGAUAUUGAUGAGUGAUCACGGAAUAAUGCAAAAGGCUAUCAAAAACACACUAGCAGGACGAACAGAGAAUCGUAUGCCUUUAUUCGCCAUUGUGAUUCCACCCUCUAUGAAAUCUAAGUAUCCACACAUCCACGACAAUUUACAAACAAAUACUCAACGAUUGACAUCUGCAUUUGAUGCGCAUGAAACUUUAGUCGAUGUUUUAGAAAGCAAUUUUGUGCGCAGCAUGGAUUCGGUCAAUGAGCGAAAGAAACUUCCACGUGGUAUAAGUUUGUUUAGAAAAAUUCCAGAGAGACGAUCAUGUAAAGAGGCGGAGAUACCCGGCGAUUACUGUGUCUGUAAUUCAUACGAACGACUUAACAAACAUAACAAAACAUCAGAGGAUUUAGCGCAGUUUUUAGUUUCCUAUAUAAAUCAUGGUUUAUCUAAACAUGGGAGUAAAUGUUCAAGAUUACAUCUGUUAAAGAUAGUGAACACUUAUCUUGUGAAAUCAAAUUUACGACGCCGAAAAGAUCAGGAGAAAUUUUCCAUACGAAAAUUGAUUUUUGAACCCGACCCGGAAGAGGAAACUUACCUAUGCAUGUUUGAAACUGUUCCUGGACGUGCAAGCUUUGAAGCAACAGUUAGAUCAAACAAUAAAGGAUCGUAUGACGUCAUUGGUAGAGUGAAUCGAGUGAACAAAUAUGGCAACCAAUCGUUUUGCAUUCAGGACAAAUUUGCCAAACCUUUCUGUUACUGUGGAGGAGCUCAUUGAUGUACAUGAACAUGUUUGUAAUGGUUCAAAGGCAAACGCCACUUCAUUAUUUUCCACAGUCGUAAAAUGGCUGACAUGAUGCCAAAACGCCGUAAAACCAUAAAUCAUCAAUCCUAUUUUAAACAAAUAGAUUAUUCUUAAUAUAUAUAUAUAUAUAUAUAUAUAUAUAUAUAUAUAUAUAGUUGGACCGUUGGACCGAGCAUGGAAUGGUAAUUGGCGUUUCCCAGGUGAUAACCAUAAUUCAAUUAAAUACGGUAAAUUCGAAAUAGAAAUAUCUAAUCACUUGGAAAUAUGUGUUAUUUAUUAAUUUCCCCUUGCUCUAAGUGCUUACUAACAUCCAAAUGUUUAAAUCGGAAAAUACGUAAUGACAUUGUUCUGGGUUAUUUCAGUUGUAUUACCUGUUACGCAAUGACAUUGUUGUAGGUUAUUUGAGUUGCAUUAUCUGCUACGUACUGGCAUUGACUGUUCAAAGCGAUGUUGUGCUGAACUUGUUAUCAUGUUUAGUAACACAGCUUUAAAAUGAAGUUAAAAAAAGACACGUGGAAAAAACGUUUGGCCCUCUGGGAAGUAGCAUUUCAAAGAAGUUUUUGAUUUGACAUUUGAACGUCCUGUGUAAUUUGUUUAUAGCAAUUUAGUAGAUUAAAACAAUUGUUCAGUUUGUGGUGUCUGCUAUGAUAAUGUACAGUGUUUCAAUUUGAGACAAAAUAAAAAGUGAGAGAGUAGUGAGACA